UGGCGAUUCGGCAAUACCCCAUGACCCGGGAGGCUCGAGAGGGAAUCCAGCCCCACCAGGAACUAACGAUUACCGGCCGGUUCAAGACCUGAGAGAGGUCAACAAGCGUGUGCAGGACAUUCACCCAACUGUCCCAAACCCUUAUAACCUCCUCAGUUCCAUCCCACCUGACCGCGUCUGGUACACUGUGCUUGAUCUCAAAGAUGCUUUUUUCUGUCUCAAGUUACACCCUGAGAGCCAAAGACUGUUUGCCUUUGAAUGGAGAGAUCCCGACACGGGGAGCUCAGGACAAUUGACUUGGACUAGGCUGCCGCAAGGUUUUAAAAACUCCCCCACCAUCUUCGAUGAAGCGCUCCACAAAGACUUGGCUGGAUUCAGGACCAGAAAUCCCCAGGUGACGCUCCUUCAGUAUGUAGAUGACCUCCUCCUGGCCGGAGCCACCCAAGAAGACUGUCUUGUAGGUACCAAGGGCCUCCUUUCUGAACUGACUAAAUUGGGGUACCGGGUGUCAGCUAAGAAGGCUCAGAUUUGCCAAAAGAGGGUCACCUACCUAGGAUAUAUUCUGGAGGGUGGGCAGCGAUGGUUAACAGAGGGGAGAGCGGCCACCGUCAUGCAAAUCCCUGCCCCCGAAACACCCCGGCAGGUCCGUGAGUUUCUGGGAACAGCCGGGUUCUGCCGCCUGUGGAUCCCGGGGUUCGCCACCCUGGCAGAACCGCUGUACCCCUUAACCAAGCAGGGACAAUCUUUCCAUUGGGGAGAGGAACAACAGAGAGCCUUUCUUGAGAUUAAAAGGGCUCUCCUCUCAGCCCCGGCCCUCUCCCUCCCCAAUGUAGAGAAGCCCUUCACCCUCUACAUUGACGAGAGGAAAGGGAUAGCGCGUGGAGUCCUAACCCAGGCCCUUGGGCCCUGGAAGAGACCUGUUGCCUACCUCUCCAAAAGGUUAGACUCCGUUGCCAGGGGUUGGCCAGCGUGUCUCCGGGCAAUCGCCGCCACAGCCCUGCUAGUAAAAGAUGCGGAUAAACUGACUCUGGGGCAGAAACUGACCGUCAUUGCUCCCCAUGCCUUAGAGAGCAUCAUCCGCCAGCCCCCAGACCGCUGGAUGUCAAAUGCCAGAAUCACCCACUACCAGAGCCUCCUUCUAAACGAGGAGAGGAUUACUUUCGGAACCCCUACAGCCCUCAACCCGGCAACCCUUCUGCCGGAGACAGGGGGUGCUCAGGAGGUGCUCCACCCUUGCCUCGAGGUAUUGGCUGAGGAAACUGGGGUCAGGAAAGACUUACAGGACACCCCGCUGGCCCAGGUAGACCACACCUGGUACACGGAUGGGAGCAGCUUCUUGCUAAACGGACAAAGAAAGGCAGGGGCGGCAGUAGUAGAUCUGCAGGGCACGGUGUGGGCUAGUAGCCUUCCUGAGGGGACUUCGGCACAGAGGGCCGAGUUAAUCGCCCUCACCAAGGCUCUACAAUUGGCCAAAGGGAAAAGAGUUAACAUAUACACAGACAGCAGAUAUGCCUUUGCCACGGCACAUGUGCAUGGUGCCAUCUAUCGGCAGCGAGGGUUGCUGACCUCUGCCGGAAAAGAAAUUAAAAACAAGGCUGAAAUAUUAAGACUACUAGAAGCUGUCCUGGAGCCCAGGCAGCUCGCCAUCAUAUAUUGCCCAGGACACCAAAGGGGAAGGUCGGAGAUCGCAGAGGGAAACCGCAGGGCAGACUCAGCGGCCAAAGAGGCUGCCUUAGGACCUUGCAUACUGCCACUCUCUGCAUGGCCUAUAAAGGAGCCCCAGCCAAACUUCCUGCAGUAUUCCAGAGAGGAAGAAGAGAAGUUCAGAGCACAACCUGGCCUCUACAAGAUAAAACAAGGUAUCUGGACUACUCGGGGGGAAGGCAAGCCCAUUGUCCCGAGGGAGGCAGCGGCUGAGUACUUAACCCAGCUUCACCGACUCACCCAUCUGGGGGAGAAGAAUCUCAGAAAAAUUUGUAGUAGCACAGAAUACCACUUCCAGGGACUGACAAAGGCCCUAGGAAACAUUAUUCAGAAGUGUCGGGCCUGCCAGCUGGUAAAUGCUAAAACCUCUGCCAUCCCUGAAGGGAGGCGAGAGCGGGGGGACCGACCCGGGGUCCAUUGGGAAGUAGACUUUACCAAAAUCAAACCAACUAAAUAUAGAUAUAGGUAUCUUUUAGUUUUUGUUGACACCUUUUCCGGAUGGGUAGAAGCUUACCCCACCCGGCAUGAGACGGCAGCUGUGGUGGCAAAGAAGAUACUCAAAGAAAUCUUCCCCCGAUUUGGACUACCCAAGGUAAUAGGGUCUGACAACGGCCCGGCCUUCGUCGCCCAGGUAAGCCAGGGGAUGGCCAGGGUACUGGGGAUUAAUUGGAAAUUACAUUGUGCAUAUCAUCCCCAAAGCUCAGGACAGGUAGAAAGGAUGAAUAGAACUCUAAAAGAGACCAUGACAAAAUUAUCCAUUGAGACUGGCGUCACAGACUGGACAGCCCUCCUCCCCUAUGCCCUGUUCCGAGCCCGGAACACUCCUAACUCAGUGGGACUGACCCCUUUUGAGUUACUCUUCGGGGCGCCCCCGCCCUUAGCUGCAGACCCCUGGAGUGACACCUCACAAUUACCUGCUCCCCAAUCUCUCCUCGCUAGGCUGAAGGCCCUUGAAACUCUUCAGAGAGAAGUCUGGGCCCCGUUAGCUGAAGCCUAUAAGCCUGGAGAUCUCAGCGUUCCACAUCAGUUCCAGGUCGGGGACCUCGUCUACGUGCGGCGGCACCGUGUAGCAAGCCUAGAGCCCCGGUGGAAGGGACCCUACAUCGUAUUGCUGACUACGCCGACUGCAGUACGAGUAGAUGGAGUUCCUGCCUGGGUCCACGCUUCCCACGUCAAGAAGGCCCCAGAGGAUAGGCAGAAUGACUGGAUUGCAGAAAAAACUGUUGACCCGCUCAAGCUUCGCUCCCGGCAAG
Molecule: messenger RNA, 2957 nt
Organism: Myotis davidii
Lineage: Eukaryota; Metazoa; Chordata; Mammalia; Chiroptera; Vespertilionidae
Biological process (GO): DNA integration
Molecular function (GO): RNA-DNA hybrid ribonuclease activity; nucleic acid binding
Source: RefSeq, a predicted model, not a curated record